This is a messenger RNA of Rhizophagus irregularis DAOM 181602=DAOM 197198, 854 nucleotides long. RefSeq lists its product as uncharacterized. Gene Ontology annotation, cellular component: mitochondrion. NCBI's taxonomy places the organism in Eukaryota, Fungi, Glomeromycota, Glomeromycetes, Glomerales, Glomeraceae. Gene Ontology annotation, biological process: negative regulation of ribosome biogenesis; negative regulation of translation. Gene Ontology annotation, molecular function: ribosomal large subunit binding. The record is from RefSeq and is a predicted model, not a curated record.
AGUUAUGAUACGAAGAAAAGCUAUUUCAACUUUUUCGAAGAUAACUUACUAUAAAAGGCCAUUAAAUUUUUUAUUAUAUUCUAAUAUAGUUCCAAAACCAAAAAUAAAUUUCGUACGAAGACAAGUUUAUUUUUCCACACAAUCAAAUGUUAAAGGAUUUGCUAGCCAAGUAGAGGUAGAAGAGGAAGAAGUUGAGGAAAUAGAUAGAUCGUUAUAUCCGGAACUUUUUCCAGAACAUAAUGACAUGGAUGACACUUGGUUUGUUGAUCCAGCUUAUGAAAAUCCACAAGAAAGUGAUUUCGUACCGUUAUGGCAAAGAAGAGCAAAUUCACUUUCAGAUAAACUUCCCGAUGUAAAAAUGAAUAGUGAUGAUCAUCAACGAACGAAAUUUUUGGAAAUUAUAAGAUUGUUGGAGGAAGAAGGUGUAGAGAAUAUAACUGUAAUUGAUGUAAGGCAAAAAUGUGAUUUUACUGAUUGGAUGAUAAUAGGUGAAGGAAAAACUACGAGACAUUUAGGUGGAGUAGCAGAUGGACUUUAUAAAAUGUUGAAAAAUGAAAUACAAAUCCAGAAUUCAAAUUCAGCAGACUCUUUAUUACAAAGUUAUCCAAUUAUUGAAGGACGUGAUUCAGAAGAUUGGAUAUUGAUAGAUACAGGAUUAAUUUUUGUACAUCUUUUUACUUCUGAAGCAAGAAAAUAUCAUAAUUUAGAAGAUUUAUGGGAAAAAAUUCCUUCAUAUUCUUCUAAAGAUGAAUUUAAAAGUAUUACCAAUGAAAUGGUUAAAGAAUUUAGAGAAUUUAAUCCUAAAUUUGCUAAAAAUCCUUCUUUGUCAUUUGAAUUAAAAUAAUAAAAACAAC